Molecule: messenger RNA, 2115 nt
Organism: Punica granatum (pomegranate)
Lineage: Eukaryota; Viridiplantae; Streptophyta; Magnoliopsida; Myrtales; Lythraceae
Source: RefSeq, a predicted model, not a curated record
UCUUGUCUGUCUGUCUGGCUGUCAGGUCUGCUGGUCUUCAUGUCGCUCGGCGGCUCUGCUUAUCCCGGUAUUCUGUCGUCUUCUUCCGACUCCUCGGUCAUUCUGCCUCGGCGAUCUCUGAUCGGGGACCGCGACUUCCCCCGCAGCUGAAGUGAAAGAGAAGAACACAGAGAUUGUAGUGCCGCCGGGGUUGUGAUCGAGAGGGUGAGUGAGUAGAUUGCUUCCAUGAUGAGAGAGAUCGAGGCAUUCCUCUCUUGCGGUUGGGAUCCAUGACCAGAGCUUUCUCUACCACCGCCAUCUCAACAAUGUGGAGGUCCUCAAUUACAUCCUCCUCUAAGAAGCUUUUCCCGCCAUCAUUCUCAUCAUCAGCCUAUCCCAGAGCAGAUGAAGUCAUACGGCCGCUGCUUUCCUGCUUUCAGUUCUUAUCUACGGCAUCCCCAUCGAGUUCGAUCCCAACAUCACAGCCACCAACUUCUGCUUUGGAUCCACUGAAGUUGGGAUUAGGACUGGGUGGCAAAUCCGAUGGAGUUAGGGCUUUCGCCUCCUCAUCUGCUACUGCCUUUGAUCUCUCUUCUCUCACAUCUUCAAAAGCUAGAGAUGCUGUGGACUUGGCUCGUCACUACGGACGUUGUUAUUGGGAGUUAUCGAAAGCUCGUCUCAGCAUGCUAGUGGUUGCUACAUCUGGAACUGGAUUUAUCCUUGGCAGUGGGACUGUUGUCGAUAUUGCAGGACUUUGUUAUACUUGUGGUGGAACUAUGAUGGUUGCAGCUGCUGCAAACUCCUUAAAUCAGGUGUUUGAGAUAAAUAAUGAUGCCAAAAUGAAGAGAACAAGGCAAAGACCACUCCCUUCAGGGAGGAUUUCUGCACCUCAUGCAAUUACGUGGGCAUCCUCUGUCGGUAUAGCUGGCACUGCUUUGUUGGCAUGCAAGGCUAAUAUGUUGGCAGCUGGGCUUGCAGCGUCAAAUCUUGUCCUUUAUGCAUUUGCGUAUACUCCACUGAAGCAGAUUCACCCUGUAAAUACAUGGGUUGGGGCCAUUGUGGGUGCUAUUCCACCGCUGCUCGGAUGGGUUGCUGCUUCGGGUGAGAUUUCUCUCAAUUCAAUGAUUCUUCCUGCUGCUCUCUACUUCUGGCAGAUACCACAUUUUAUGGCUCUUGCUUACCUCUGCCGCGACGAUUAUGCUGCUGGAGGAUAUAAAAUGGUCUCUCUUCUCGAUGCGUCGGGUCGGAGGACGUCCCUCAUUGCCUUGAGGAACUGCCUGUACCUUAUUCCUUUGGGGUUCUUUGCUUAUGAUUGGGGUCUGGCUUCUGGUUGGUUCUGUGUGGAAUCUUCACUUCUCACACUUGCGAUAAGCGCCACAGCUUUCUCCUUUUAUCGAGACCGAACAAUGCAAAAAGCGCGGAGAAUGUUUCAUGCAAGCCUUUUGUAUCUUCCUGUAUUCAUGUCUGGGAUCCUGUUCCACCGUCUCUCAGAUGAUCAGCAGCAUCUAGCUGAGAACAACUCCGAGAGGUUCCCUGAGCUCCUGUCUCCCUCGAGAAUGGCAUCGGAGGAAAAUGGCAAUGGCAGUGAAGGAAAGAACCAAACGAGGCAGAUUGCAGGCGGAUCUCGAGCCCGGCCACCUGUAGCAUAUGCCUCUUACGCUCCGUUUCCGUUCUUACCAGCUCCAUCUUACAUAGCACCCCAGUGACCUCGAGCCUCUCAUCUUUGUGUUGACUGGGCGCUUUCUUCAUUUUUUCAAGAGCAUGCUGUGGAAUGUUCAGAUUCCUUGAGCAUAGCUGUACUCGGCUUCCGGUUUUGUUUUCAGUUAUGGAGGCAAAUGGAUUCGGAUCAUUAUGCCCGUCUAAAUAAGCGCUACUGGAGAUCUGGGAGCGUCUCAUGUGACAGAUUGUGCAUUUAAGUGACAUUUGCAGGACUGCUUUGGAUGAACAUGCAUCGUGUGCGUGACCAAGGCAUUUGAGGCCAAUAAAUUAAGUUGUCGAUGCUACCGCCUCACCAUGUGCCAGAAACUAUUUAUGGUCAUCACCAUCAGCUCAAUAAUGUUUUGAGUUCAUAAUCCACUGCUACUCAUGCCGAGAGUGAAUUUGAUAGAACUUGCCAUUGAUGAUAUUGUGGCAGUA